Molecule: messenger RNA, 7413 nt
Organism: Malaclemys terrapin pileata
Lineage: Eukaryota; Metazoa; Chordata; Testudines; Emydidae
Gene: RIMS1
Product: regulating synaptic membrane exocytosis 1
Exons: 33
Coding region: 321-5381 (1686 amino acids)
Biological process (GO): positive regulation of synaptic transmission; intracellular protein transport; calcium ion-regulated exocytosis of neurotransmitter
Cellular component (GO): cytoskeleton of presynaptic active zone; presynaptic membrane
Molecular function (GO): transmembrane transporter binding; small GTPase binding
Source: RefSeq, a predicted model, not a curated record
UGUGCACACAGCCUACUAGCUGUAAUCCCGAGCCCUCUCUCCCCCCCGCCCUCCCGGGAGGAUGGGAUGCAAGAGGCAGGAGGGCAGCCCCAAACCUUCCUAGAGCUGGGCAAACAAAGGGAGCAGCAGCAGCCGGGCUGGGGUGGAUGCAAGCAACCAUGAAAGGCUGGGUCUCCGCCUCCUCUGCUGCUGCUGCCGCCGGAGAGCUGCUGGCUGCUGCCGAUGAGCAGAGGACUACACUGUGAAGGGAGGAGGCGGAGAGGCGUGAUUGGCUUUGCCUUGCUAAGGUAGAAGGUGUAAGGGAAAAGGCAGAAAUAAAAAUGUCUUCUUCGGUGGGGCCCCGCGGCCCUCGCCCACCCACGGUGCCUCCCCCGAUGCAGGAGCUGCCCGACCUGAGCCACCUGACCGAGGAGGAGAGGAACAUCAUUAUGGCAGUGAUGGACCGGCAGAAAGAAGAGGAAGAGAAGGAAGAGGCCAUGCUCAAGAGGUUGCAUCAACAAUUUGAAAGUUAUAAAGAGCAAGUAAGAAAAAUAGGUGAAGAAUCCCGCCGCUACCAGGGAGAGCACAAGGAUGAUGCACCAACGUGUGGAAUCUGUCUUAAAACAAAGUUUGCUGAUGGCUGUGGCCAUUUAUGCUCUUACUGCCGGACCAAGUUUUGUGCCCGAUGUGGAGGUCGUGUUUCUCUACGAUCAAACAAUGUUAUGUGGGUAUGCAAUUUAUGUCGAAAGCAACAAGAAAUCUUAACAAAGUCUGGAGCAUGGUUUUUUGGAAGUGGUCCACAGCCGCCAAGCAGUCAGGAUGGAGCACUGAGUGAUACAGCUACUGGUGGAAGCUCUGUUGCACCUAGAGAAAAGAAAGCAAGGCUUCAGGAGCGUUCCAGAUCUCAAACUCCCUUAAGUACAGCAGCUGCCUCAUCACAGGAAAUCUCUUCUUCCAGUGUGCAGUCUGACAGGAGGAAAGGAGCAGAAUUAUCACAGCAAGCUAUGGGCCUGGAACAAAAGCAAGCUUCAUCAAGGUCUAGAAGUGAACCCCCGAGAGAGAGGAAGAAGACAGCAUUGAUUUCAGAACAAAAUGGAAAAGUAGGUCUAAAAAGCGAGCGUAAACGUGUGCCAAAGUCUUCACUUCAACAAGGACAGGCAGAUGACAGGGAACGUAAAGAAAGGCAUGAAAGUAGAAGGCUGGAGAAAGGAAGGUCACAGGACUACCCAGACUUGCCAGAAAAACCCGAGGAAGGCAAGGUAGCUGAUGAGGAAAAACAAAGGAAAGAAGAUGAGUAUCACACUCGGUAUAGGAGUGACCCAAAUCUGGCAAGGUAUCCUGUGAAGCCACAUCCUGAGGAACAACAGAUGCGUAUGCAAGUAAAAUUUUCUAAAGCACGGCAUGAAAGAAGACACAGUGAUGUAGCUUUGGCACAUACGGAAGUGGAGGAAGCAGAGGUACCUGAGAAUAAAUUAGGAAAACGCUCACAGUUACAGGGAACUCAGGACAGAAAAUCUCUUUUGGAAACUCAGAGAUCAUACUCUAUAGAAAGACCAGGUGAUGUAAGAAUUUCUGUUUCUAAACAAUUAGCUAAUCAUAGUCCACCAACUCCCAGACAUAGUCCAGUUCCUACAGAACACCUAGAAUCCAAGAACCAUGAUUCCUUUAAAAAACAAAGUCGCCUUGAUCCUAGCUCUGCUAUUCUCAUGCGAAAAGCAAAGCGGGAGAAAAUGGAGACCAUGCUAAGGAAUGAUUCCCUUAGUUCUGAUCAAUCAGAAUCAGUGCGGCCAUCCCCUCCAAAACCUCAUAGAUCAAAAAGAGGUGGAAAGAAAAGGCAGAUGUCGGUCAGUAGCUCAGAAGAAGAAGGGGCAUCAACACCAGAAUAUACUAGCUGUGAAGAUGUGGAAAUAGAAAGUGAAAGUGUUAGUGAAAAAGGUGACUUGGAUUAUUACUGGCUGGAUCCUGCCACGUGGCACAGUAGAGAGACAUCCCCUAUUAGUUCGCAUCCUGUAACGUGGCAACCAUCUAAAGAGGGAGAUCGCUUAAUUGGACGUGUUAUUCUUAACAAGAGAACUACCAUGCCAAAAGAGUCAGGUGCAUUACUGGGGCUAAAAGUUGUUGGAGGAAAAAUGACAGAUUUAGGACGACUUGGUGCCUUCAUUACCAAAGUAAAGAAGGGUAGUCUAGCUGAUGUGGUGGGACAUCUAAGAGCAGGGGAUGAAGUUCUAGAAUGGAAUGGUAAACCCCUGCCUGGAGCUACAAAUGAAGAAGUUUACAACAUUAUUUUAGAAUCAAAAUCAGAACCUCAAGUUGAAAUUAUUGUUUCAAGGCCUAUUGGUGACAUUCCAAGGAUUCCUGAGAGUUCCCAUCCUCCACUAGAGUCUAGUUCAAGUUCUUUUGAAUCUCAGAAGAUGGAAAGGCCUUCUAUUUCUGUUAUUUCUCCAACUAGUCCUGGAGCUCUAAAAGAUGCACCACAAGUCCUACCAGGGCAGCUUUCUGUGAAACUGUGGUAUGACAAAGUGGGGCAUCAGUUAAUAGUAAAUGUUCUACAAGCAACAGAUCUGCCACCUAGAGGAGAUGGGCGUCCCAGGAAUCCUUAUGUAAAAAUGUAUUUUCUUCCAGAUAGAAGUGAUAAAAGUAAAAGGAGGACCAAAACAGUAAAGAAAAGCCUAGAACCAAAAUGGAACCAAACUUUUCUCUAUUCACAUGUACAUCGUAGAGAUUUUAGAGAACGAAUGUUAGAAAUAACCGUAUGGGACCAGCCAAGAGUACAAGAAGAAGAGAGUGAAUUUCUUGGAGAGAUCCUUAUAGAGCUGGAGACAGCACUUUUAGAUGAUGAACCACAUUGGUAUAAGCUGCAGACACAUGAUGAAUCCUCACUACCUCUGCCUCAGCCAUCACCUUUCAUGCCACGGAGACAUGUCCAUGGUGGAGAAAGCACUAGCAAAAAAUUACAAAGAUCUCAGCGAAUCAGUGAUAGUGACAUCUCAGAUUAUGAUGUUGAUGAUGGUAUUGGAGUAGUUCCUCCAGUAGGUUAUAGAUCUAAUACUAGAGAAAGUAGAUCUACAACGUUAACUGUGCCAGAACAGCAAAGAACAACACAUCAUCGUUCACGAUCUGUAUCUCCUCACCGUGGUGAUGAUCAGGGCAGGACCCGUUCACGUUUACCAAAUGUGCCAUUACAGAGGAGUUUAGAUGAAAUUCAUCAAAUGAGAAGAUCACGUUCUCCAACUAGACACCAUGAUGCCUCCCGAAGUCCAGUUGAUCGCAGGUCCAGAGAAAUGGAUAGCCAGUAUUUGUCAGAUCACGAAAGUGAGCUUCUUAUGCUGCCCAGAGCAAAACGAGGAAGAAGUGCAGAGUGCCUACAUACCACCAGUGAACUACAGCCCUCCCUUGACAGGGCUAGGAGUGCUAGUACCAACUGCUUGAGACCAGAUACUAGUUUGCAUUCACCAGAACGAGAAAGGGGUAGAUGGUCCCCCUCCCUAGAGAGGAGACGACCUACUAGUCCCAGGAUUCAUAUCCAGCAUGCAUCUCCGGAGGAUGACAGAACAAGGACGCUGGAGUCUUGCAUUCCAAAACAAGACAGUAUAAACCACCUAAGUGCUAAACCUGGAGCAACACAGAGGCAAUCCAGAAAAGUGGAAAGAUAUAACAGCCAAAAACAGACUAGGAAAGACUCCGCAUCUGAAACAGCAAGGGUUCUGCUACCAUGUCUUUCUAGAAGGGGACUUCCAACCCCAAGAACAACUGAGCAGCCAGUCAUUAGGGGAAAACAUCACACUCGCUCAAGGUCGAGUGAGCAUUCUAGUAUCAGACCAUUAUGCUCUGUACAUCAUCUAGUUCCAGGAGGGUCGGCGCCACCUUCUCCACUUCUGACAAGAAUACACCAACAAGGAAGUCCAACUCAGUCACCUCCUGCAGACACAUCAUUCAGCAGUCGUAGGGGAAGACAGCUUCCACAAGUUCCAGUAAGAAGCAGCAGUGUAGAGCAAGAACAAGAGAAUUAUAACUCUUCCUCAAAAGCAAGCUUAGUAGUGGAGGAACAAACGCGACAGAUGAAAAUGAAAGUGCAUCGUUAUAAUCAGACAACAGGGUCUGGUUCUAGCCAAGAAUAUGAGCGUGAGCAAUAUACCAAGUAUAACAUACAAACAGAUCAGUACAGAAGUUGUGAUAACGUCUCUGCCAAAUCAUCAGAUAGUGAUGUGAGUGAUGUGUCAGCCAUUUCCCGUACCAGCAGUGCCUCACGCCUCAGCAGCACAAGCUUUAUGUCAGAGCAAUCUGAGCGCCCUAGGGGCAGAAUCAGGUCAAAGUCCUUAGAGAUCUGCAAAAAUGAUGACAAAAGAGAAAGAAGGAUAUCAUGGGAAUUAGAUGACCAAACGGGGCAGAGUGAAAAGAAAUUGGAUAUGGAAGACAAGAAAAAGAGAAGGCAUUCUGUUGCUGAUUUGAGUACGUUUACCCCUAAAAUGCAAGGCAGACGGAUGGGGACUUCAGGGAGAACCAUCACAAAAAGCACAAGUGUGAGUGGAGAGAUGUACAAACUGGAACAUAAUGAUGGGAGUCAAUCAGACACUGCUGUCGGGACAGUUGGAACAGGUGGGAAGAAAAGACGAUCCAGCCUCAGUGCCAAAGUGGUUGCCAUAGUAUCUCGAAGGAGCAGAAGCACAUCCCAACUUAGCCAAACAGAGGCUGGCAACAAGAAGCUAAAAAGCACGAUACAGAGAAGCACAGAAACAGGGAUGGCAGCAGAAAUGAGGAAUCGUAUGGUUCGGCAGCCAAGUCGGGAGUCCACUGACGGCAGCAUAAACAGUUACAGCUCUGAAGGGAACCUAAUAUUCCCUGGAGUGCGGCUGGGUGCUGACAGUCAAUUUAGUGAUUUCCUUGAUGGCCUUGGACCUGCACAGUUAGUAGGUCGACAGACACUAGCAACCCCUGCUAUGGGUGAUAUUCAGAUUGGAAUGGUGGAUAAAAAAGGCCAGUUAGAAGUAGAAGUCAUUAGAGCCCGAGGCCUCACGCAAAAACCUGGCUCCAAAUCUACACCAGCUCCCUAUGUCAAAGUAUACCUGUUGGAAAAUGGAGCCUGUGUAGCCAAGAAAAAGACAAGAAUUGCACGGAAAACACUUGAUCCUCUGUACCAACAGACACUGGUUUUUGAUGAAAGUCCACACGGUAAAGUCCUUCAGGUGAUAGUUUGGGGAGACUAUGGCCGAAUGGAUCACAAAUGCUUCAUGGGUGUUGCACAGAUCCUUCUGGAGGAACUUGAUCUGUCCAGUGUAGUAAUAGGAUGGUAUAAAUUAUUUCCACCCUCAUCACUAGUGGAUCCAACCUUGACUCCCCUGACCCGCAGGGCUUCCCAGUCAUCUCUGGAAAGUUCAACUGGGCCUCCGUGCAUUAGAUCAUAGUGAACUUAUAGCAGAUGCUGUCUAAUAAAAAUGUUACCACCCAAGAUAACAAUCAGAACCAGAUUCUUAUAUGAUCAAAAGCAUUGUUGGAGAGAGACAAUCACUUCUGUUUUGCCUGUAGUAGUUAUCCAAAAAUAUGUCUGAAUUAUUUGUUAAAAGAUGGCUUAAAUUAACAGAACAAAAUAGUAUAUCAAAUACAGUAAGUCAAUCUACUAGUGACAGUCACUGAUGCUUAUUACAAUUUUUAAAAAGAGCGGGACCUUUAGAUUAGAAUAAAAUGAAAAAACAAUACAAAACUGGAAGCUCUCACUCUGUUAAGUGUUGUAUUUUUUCACAUUUUGACAGAGCCCACAAGCAGUGUUAACUUCCUGGUGUUUCAGCAGUUUUUCUGUACUUGUUACUUCCACUAGUUUUUUUGCUGUGUGAUUCUGCCAGUUUUGUAAAAGUCCUCACAAUGCUAACAGAGACCCUUCCUUUCGUUUUCUAAACCAAACAAAAAAGGGCUGAAGUAUAUCUCUGUAAGUAUCCCUUCAAGUGUUCAGCAGCCAGAAUUACCAUACAUGAUGCCACUAAGGUUUUCAUUGUUUCUUAGUUCUGGUUCUUCCAAGUCUUUCAGAUGAAAACCCAGAACAAAUGACCAAUCAAGAUUAUUUCAUUAACAACAACAACACCAACAACAAAAUCACAGUGCUAGUUUUUCUUUGUAAAAAGCAAAUAUGUUUGCAUAUUAUAUAUAAUGUUUUUUAUGUUUUAUGAUGUUUUGCAUGGAAGAGUUUUGAAGAAAUCUAUCUGCAGCUCAUGCUGGGGACUGAUAAAAGCAGCUUUAGUCUUAAUUUUGACACUGAAAAUAUUACUGGUAAUGCAGUUUUCUUCUUAGACUCAGAGAGGAGAUAUUUACGUUCACGUGUACAAAUGUAUAUUUGACUUCCCAAAAUGUUGACCAGGAUUGGGGUUGAGCAUAUGACACUUUCAGCUGUACCCAGGCUUCUCUGAUAUGUGUCACUUUAGACACACAUGUCUGCCCUGGAUAGAGCAUGGUAUGAGUUGUUCAGUAUUUCACUGGAAAUUCCAGUUGAAAUAUUCUGCACUUACUAAUGUUUUUAUCAAAUUUUAGUUUACAUUUCUUUGAGAUUGAUGCAAGCACAAAGCUUGAUUUUUUAACGCAAGAUAUCUUACUUUUUUGGUAAAAAAAAAAUCAAAUUUCAAUCUGCAUUUUAUUCAUUUGAGUUCUUCUUGGCCUUGAAAUCCCAUGUGAUUUACUGUAAAUGUGCUAAAAACUGCAGACUCUGCUGGUUCAAUGAUAUGUUUUCCCUCCUUUUACAGGCCAUUCAAUUUUGUGAGCACACACACAAAUAGGGCAGCAUGACUUGGAACUGUUCAAAGCUGCAUGCACGUUUUGUAAAAAGAAGCAAAAAGAUUAUUUAAUAAUGUAUGUUAGUUCCACAUAGGCCAGCUUGUAUGUUGCAUGUACUUGUACAGUUUGCUCGUAAUUACUAUACUGAAGUAACCAAGAAAUCUAAGCCAUCCAUUUUUCUUAUAGACAUUUUGCAGGUUUUAGCCAGGCAAGGUCUGUUAGUCUGGUGCUAAAUGUCUAUAGAUGGACUUUAUUUUUUACCCUAUGGAAAACGUGAUGUAGUAUGGACCAAAUUCCUUCUAAUAAAUAUUUUGGUGUAGAUUCCUACUGUGGGGCUGUAACACAUGUAGAAACUCUGUGCACACUAGGUUUUAAUUCAUAGACAUACUGCCUGCACCAAGUGAACUAUUUAUUAUUAUUUAACAUGCCGGAACUAUUCUGCCCAGGGUUCCAUAGGGCACAGAUUGAUUACUGCUCGACCUGCUGAGCAGGAAGAACUGAAGCAUUGGUGCACUACUACUAGAUUCUGUUCUGUCUUAGUGGCCAAAAAUCAACUAAUUAUAAUUCGGUAGUAUCUUUCUAUUUUGACCACUUGUCUUAACACUCCCCUGUGCUUUUAAAUGAACUCCUAACUCAUGUUAUGUAAACAUGUUUAAUAAAAUUUCCUUUUCAUGUCCA